AUGGAGAGAAUCAAUGGCCUUGCCUCGCUUCUGGACGAGAGGCCUGCCAUCCGAAUAAUCCUGGACCGUCACAUGGCCUUCUCCACGGAUCCAUCCGACAGUCUGGACACAUGCCAGUUGAGUACAGUCAUCCGUCGCCUUCGCCGUCGCGCCCGGUCCCGUUCCGCUCCCUUGGUUCCCAAGCUCUCUGGCCAUGCAUCUGUCUUGGCCUUUUCGAGUCCAGUCUUGUCUACGCGUCUUUACGCUCAGAACAUGAGCGUGCGUUCGCUUGGUGGUGUUUUAGACGGUCCUUGCCGGAUCGACCCCCUCCCAAGACAAGACUUCCCUGCUUACCCAGCUAUGCUUUUUCCGCUUGUCCUGAAAUGUCUCUGGCGCCUUCAAUAUCUCGCCCUAAUCAAACUAGGCUUGGCUAUCCGCACCAUCCCUACGGAACCUAACAUCUCCAGUCGAAACAACCCAAACCCAGCCCAUCCCAAGCAUGGACUCUCGCGCUUGCAGUCACCAUGGGAGGGGGCUUCUGCAUCGCCGGCUAACUGCCUUCGACCGGCCCUAGCUCGCGCCAUGUGUUCGACUAACAACGGUCUCGAAGCAGACGACAGCUGCCCUGCUCGUCCUGUGUUGUGUCGCCCUCCGACCAUCAGACAGUUCAGACCUUGA
Messenger RNA from Colletotrichum paranaense, 657 nucleotides. RefSeq lists its product as uncharacterized. The coding region runs from base 1 to 657 and encodes 218 amino acids. The transcript has 3 exons. The record is from RefSeq and is a predicted model, not a curated record. NCBI's taxonomy places the organism in Eukaryota, Fungi, Ascomycota, Sordariomycetes, Glomerellales, Glomerellaceae.